AUGAGGAACGUGGGUGGUGCGGAGGCCGGCCGCCCGGCCGGCUGUGGGAUGGUGAGCGGGGCGGCGGGGUCGGGCCGGCCUCUCCGUCCGCGCUACCGCGGGGCUCCUCAGGGCGGCCUGGAGACGGCUUCCAGCUGGGAGGGAGGCACCGCCGAGGGGGGCUCCCCGACGGAGGAACCAGCCCCCGCCUUCCCUGUCAGCCAAGAGGAGAGGGAAGAGCUGCGAGAGGUCUUUGAGUUGUUCGAUCCUGAUGGCUCGGGCCUGAUCGAUGUCAGCGACUUGAAGAUAACUGUAAGGGCUCUGGGCUGUGAAUUGAGGGAAGAGGAGGUGGAGAGAAUCUUUUCUGAAUGCAGUGAAGAAGGGUCAGGGAAGCUAACCUUUGAGUUGUUUCUGCAGGUGAUGACUCAGAAAAUGGCAGAGCCAUGUUUGGAAGAGGUGAUCCCAGAAGCUUUCGAGGUGUUUGAUUAUGAUGGCACUGGCAAGAUCGCCUUUGAGAAUCUCAGGGUGAUGGCUAGUGAGGUUGGGGAAGACAUCACGGAUGAGGAGCUGCAGGAGAUGAUUGAUGAAGCAGAUGUGGAUGGAGAUGGGGACGUGGACGAACAGGAGUUCCUACGGAUUCUGACGCUGACCGACCCGUAA
Molecule: messenger RNA, 639 nt
Organism: Haliaeetus leucocephalus (bald eagle)
Lineage: Eukaryota; Metazoa; Chordata; Aves; Accipitriformes; Accipitridae
Product: caltractin-like
Exons: 5
Coding region: 1-639 (212 amino acids)
Cellular component (GO): cytoplasm
Molecular function (GO): calcium ion binding
Source: RefSeq, a predicted model, not a curated record